AUGUCUCUAGAACUAUUUGUGGGCAGGUCUGGGAGUGGCCCCUGCGUACUCUGUCGGUAUACAGAAGAUACUGCCGAGCACACCACCACCGCUUACAAGCUGUGCAUUAAGGGAAGUGUAUGCACGGAAAGGCUCCUAUUGGAAGACCCUUCCAAAUCGUGGACCUUCCAGGGAUGUUGUGGGGGCCUAGAAAGGAUAACCAAUAAAGGACUGAUGUUUUUCCCGGACGGAAUUACAGUUAGGAGAAUUAUACAGUAUGAUUUAAAAUUUAAUGACCGAGAUGGAAGAUCCGGAGGUGGAGUGAUAGAUGCUGCAGCACCAUUCUUUAGGUAUGAACCUCCAAACCUCCAAGGUUAA
This is a messenger RNA of Macrosiphum euphorbiae (potato aphid), 357 nucleotides long. Lineage: Eukaryota; Metazoa; Arthropoda; Insecta; Hemiptera; Aphididae. The record is from the annotation of a GenBank genome assembly.